UUUUUGACGCACGAGGCCUGUAGUUUGAAAGCUGUCUGGGCCCUCUCGCACCGAACCAUUAGCCACAUGACGGACAAACUUACAACACUCUUCAAUCCCAUCCAAAGCUGCAUUUUCCCCCCUUUUUCCUCGGGGCCGCGGAGCGCGGCGGGAUGCCCGCUAGCCCGGGGCCACGCGGGUAGCGGACUGGGCGGAGAACCGGACACGGCUUUGUUUUCCUGCUUGUUUGACUGAACUCCGAGCUAGAACCGGGGCUAAGUAGCCGCCUAGCGGGGCUUAUCCACUUCCUCGUCAGCCCUUCUCAUGGAUAUCGACUACAACUUUAUAGGGAGACGGUUUUUAACGGUUUUUAACGUGGACGGCCCCGCCAUGCGUUGACCGUUGGUUCUGUCCCCGGACCGUUUCUGAGCAGGAGUCGCCGGUAAAAGUGUAAAAGCUGAGCCAAACCGGGCCUAUAAGUGGCUAGCAGGUCCUAGACUAGAUGUCCUUUCUGGGAAACCUUUCAGGACCGAUCGUGGGAUUAAAAAAUAGGUUGUGACGCAAUUUUCCCGCACCAGGUGUCACGAAGAUCCAGUUUUCUUUAUGUAAAAGAAAAUUAUUUUUGUUGGGAUGUGAUUUGGAUUUAAAAAAACAAAAAAAAAGAGGGUGUUGUAGUUGUGUUUACUGUUUUGUGUUGUUUUGUGUUAGUUUUUGUGCUAAAUGCCCAACUCGGGUCGCGGCCGGAGCCCGUCGGCGCCGCCGCGGGACGCCGGCAGGCAGAGCCGGCGCAGCGGCGUCGAGCCCCGGGUGGAGCCCCGGGACAAGCCCCGGGACCGGCCCCGGCGUCCGUCCGCCGCCCGCAGGAGGAGGCGCCGGCAGCCCAAGCAGAGGGGAGACCCCGGCUGCAAAAGUGCGUUUGAGAAGGAGCAGUUUGAGCUCCGGACGUUAGUGGAGUACGACGAUGUGAGCUCCCAGUCCGAGCGUUUUUCUGGUUCCCCCUCUCCCAAACUGGACCUGGGGGACUAUAACGGGCCGGCAUCACCAGACCGGGCUCCCCUGAACCUGAGGACCCCGGUGUGUGUUAGUAAGGAACAAUCAAGAGGACCAUCCAAGAGGAACAAGGAGGGGUUGAGGAAAAAGGAGCGUCAAAGUCGAGAGGUGGACGCCUCCAAAGUUAGAAGUGGAGGCUCUAAAACCCCCAGAGACACUACUAGGAGCGGGGACAGAAAUGGCAAAAGGUCAUCUACGACUCAGUCCUCACAGUCUGCGGAUAAAAGAAAUUCAAAAAGACACAGGAGUAAAACCAGAUCUGAUAAGGAGCCUCCGUCUGCAUACAGAGAUCCUGCACAAUCCUACAGAGAUGACCGUGAAGACCUCAGGGCGUACAGGAGAAGUCCUGGUUAUAAAUCAGAGAGUCCCUAUGGGACGGCACACUCGUAUAGCUACCAGUCUCCCAGUGGAUACACCCAGCCCACAGCUAGGAGAAGUCCACCGUAUGGGGGUAAAAGACUUUCUCCCAGUUCCACGUACUACAGCCGGGAAGCGGAUGGGUAUGGGACUUAUAGUGCACCAAAGUCGCCCAGCGCCUACUCCAGCAACAAACGCAAGCGAUCCCCUGCCAGCCCGGCGACCUGGCGAAGGUCACCGAGUUACGGCCGACAUAGUCCAUACGAACAAGGAGAUUUUGCUGCGAGUCCUUAUGGGAAUCGUAGAAGAUCUCGUAGUCCUUACAGGAAGUCCCUGAGUCCAAGUCCUGACGUCAGGCGAUCCGCUAGGUCACGUAGCAGAAGUCCAUAUUCAACUUCGAGACAUUCACGCUCUCACAGCCGUCACCGCCACUCGCGUUCCCGGAGUCGACCCUCCAGUCUUUCGCCAAGCACGCUCACUUUUAAAACCAGCCUGGCUGCCGAGCUCAGCAAGCAGAAAAAGGUGAAAGCCGCGGAAGCAGCCGCCAAGGCCAAGAACUCGAGCAACACGUCGACUCCAACCAAGGCUCCUGCAUCUGCUCAUCAGCCCAGCCCCAAAUCAAAUCACACAUCCAGGAAGGGGCGGCCUCCCUCUCCACCUCAGCCAGAGAAGGGACCCCGAACCCCCACCUCCAGCCAGCCUCAGUCCCCUGCGGACAGGACGUCCAAGAGGACCACGGAGCAUCAGAGCAGUAAGGGCAGGGAUGACUCUGUACACCGGGACAAGAGGAAAGCACCAGCACCUGGACCGAACAAAGACAAGGAAAGAGUCACCGGUCCAGUUAUCUCUACUCUGCCAUCGUUACCGUUGCCCCAAGUGGUUGCUGAACCCACAGACAAAGGGGAAAGCUUUAAGGACAACUCGCUCUCUGUGAAGAAGAAGUCCGAGAAAAAGCCUCGGACGCUCCUGACCGACUUGCCUCUGCCUCCCGACCUUCUGAGCGCAGUGUCCUCCCCACACAGCCCACCUGAAGACAAGAAGUCCCAAACACUUCGUCGAAGACCUAAAAUUUGUGGCCCGAGGUAUGGCGAGAUUAAAGAGAUUGAGAUUGACUGGGGAAAGCGUUGUGUGGACAAGUUUGAGAUCAUUGGCAUCACGGGGGAAGGUACCUACGGUCAAGUGUACAAGGCUAAAGAUAAAGACACUGCUGAAAUGGUGGCUUUGAAGAAGGUUCGACUGGACAAUGAAAAGGAGGGAUUCCCAAUCACAGCCAUAAGAGAAAUUAAAAUUUUGCGACAGCUCAACCACAAAAGCAUCAUAAACAUGAAAGAGAUCGUCACAGACAAGGAGGAUGCUCUGGACUUCAAGAACGAUAAAGGUGCAUUCUAUCUGGUAUUUGAGUACAUGGACCACGACCUGAUGGGUUUACUGGAGUCGGGCCUGGUCCAUUUUAAUGAAAGCCACAUAAAGUCUUUCAUGCGACAGCUGCUGGAGGGCCUGGAUUACUGCCACAAGAAAAACUUUCUGCACAGAGACAUCAAGUGCUCCAAUAUUCUGCUCAAUAACAAAGGUCAAAUAAAGCUUGCAGACUUUGGUCUCGCCCGGCUGUAUAACUCUGAAGAAAGCCGCCCGUACACCAACAAAGUGAUCACCCUGUGGUACCGACCCCCAGAGUUGCUGUUGGGAGAAGAAAGAUACACACCUGCCAUUGAUGUAUGGAGCUGCGGGUGCAUUCUGGGAGAACUCUUUACAAAGAAGCCCAUCUUCCAAGCCAACCAGGAGCUUGCACAGUUAGAGCUCAUUAGCCGAAUAUGUGGCAGUCCCUGUCCAGCUGUGUGGCCAGAUGUAAUAAAGCUUCCCUUCUUCAACACCAUGAAACCAAAGAAGCAAUACCGAAGACGCCUGCGAGAGGAGUUUGCGUUCAUCCCACCAGCUGCCCUGGACCUGUUCGACCACAUGUUAAACUUAGACCCCAGCAAACGCUGCACAGCGGAGCAAGCUCUGGGCAGCGAGUUUCUGAAGGAUGUGGAUCCCGACAAGAUGCCUCCACCAGACCUUCCGCUUUGGCAGGACUGCCACGAGUUGUGGAGUAAGAAGCGUCGACGGCAGAAGCAGAUGCCGGAGGAACUGGUGGCCCCCAAAGUGCCCCGCAAAGAGCUGAGUCUCGACGACAGCCGCAGUAACACUCCACAGGGCUUCUCUGCCCCCGGAGGCAUCAAAACCCAGAAUGCAGCUGCUUCUGCGCUACUCGAUUCAAAGGGUCCAAACUCUCAGUUCACCCAGGAGCAGCUGGCAGUCCUUCUGAACAUCCUUGGCCAACCCAAAAGUGCAGUCGGCACAGCCCAGUUUGUCCAGUCGAUGAGCACAAAGGUCAACCAGGAGACAUUGCAGCAGCUCACUAAAGCCUUAGCUCCCUCUGAGCCCGCUGAGCUCCCCCCCCAGCCCCCGCCCAGCAAGCCCCCCCAGCCACCGGCCUCAGCAGGAGUCCCCCGCACUCCUCCCAUGCCCAAGCCUCCCUCCCCCCCUCCGUCUGCACCCUCAAAUAUCCCAGACGGUGACGCCGCGGCCGCCAGGCAGACGGCCAUGACGAUGCUGCUCGCUCAGCUCCUUCAGGCCCAACAGGCUCAGCGGCAGGAAGCGAGUGACGGAGGAGAAGCAGAGAGCAGCAACCCAGCUGGAGCCCCGGCGGCACCGCCUCCACCUCCAGAGGUCAAACAGCCUCCAGAACCCAGCCCCGUCUCUCCAGUGUCGGAGGUAGGAGGGGUGUCCAUCCUCCCCCCGGACCAGAGACCCCCGGAGCCCCCGGAGCCCCCCCCACACGCCGACCUGGACUACCGCCAGCCGCCUCCCGAGCCCAAGACGGGCCACGCUCCCCCUAUUGCUCCUCCAAGUGGAGGCGAUGGAGGGAGACCCCCGGAGCCAGACUAUCCGCCCCUCCCCUCCAGCGAAGGUUCGGGGUACGGGGGGGACUACAGCCACCCGCCGCCUCCACCCUUCAAUCCUGCAGGCUACGGGGACAGCUACAUGGGUCACAUGCUGGGUGGAGGCCUGCUGCCCCACUCCCUCAGAGAGGUGUUUAGUGGACACGCUGCUGGCUCCUCCGCCGCCCCCGGUCUCCCCCCGCCCCACCCGGAGGCGUACCCCCCGGGAGCAGCGGUAGCCCCCCCUACGGUACCCAGUAGCAUGGUCUUCACCGGGGACAAGGACCACCGGUUUGAGUACAAUCACAGCCCUUUACACGUGGAGCCGCCCAACCCCAGCACCCUCCACCUGUACAACCACAUGGUGAGGAAGGACGUCCCCCCGCCCCCACCCAUGUCCGUCCCAGGGCCACCCUGGGGAUCCCCCUCCCAGGUCGGGCCCCCACCACUACCCCUCGGCUACGUUCCACACGUGAACUCAUCAGCAAUCAGAGGACGAGGGUUGCCUUUCUGAAAGACUAAGUUUAAAUGCAGCAAAGGAUGAAAGGUUAGAGGACUCCGUUUUUAACCUGAAGCCGCUUUCGGCCGGAUUAGAGGGAUCUGGCGAUGCACAUUCGGUUUUGAUAACUUAAAUUUGUGUCAGGCAUUGUAUUUUUUCCUCAGUCUGGAACCUGUUGCAGGAGGACGGUUAAAUAACACCGGAGGAGCUUUUUCUCGCUCAUACCAUUUUCGUAUUUUUUUGUAAUCUAUUCUGCUGUCUUUUAAAUUAAAAUUUUACCUUUUUUGGGUGUAUAUGUUGGGGACAGGUAAAUUUUAAAUCUCUACCUUAGCCUUUCUGUAAUGCUCCGCAGCAGAGUAGUAUUAAUGUUUUGAACUACUGAUCUAAGUAGGCAGAAACUAUUUUGGCUGUGAAAGAGGAAGAGUUACAUCCGUGCCGUCAGGAACACGACUGGACACGACGAGUCUUCUUAUUUUGUACGAUUAUGAUGUGACAUGAGCGGCUCAUUCGCCCGGGUGGGAUUAGACAUCAGCACAAGGAGCUAUUCGGGGAAAUAGACUGAUGGCACUUGUACAACUGCAGCAAAUCUGAUUUUACAUCAUAGAGAAAGUUUUCACUUUGAAUUUCAACCAUUUUUUGGCUGUAAGUGUUGUAAAGUCAUGAGCAAAAAGAAACAAAUAACUCGAAUUCAAAAAAAAAGAAACUAUCCUUUUUUCUUUUUUUUUUUCUUUUGUACUAAAAUGAUUUGUCCCCCCUCCCUCCUCCUUUGGCAAAUGUUUAUUAAAGAAAUGCCAACAGUG
Cololabis saira (Pacific saury) is the source of this 5606-nucleotide messenger RNA. It is a transcript of the gene cdk13, whose product is annotated as cyclin dependent kinase 13. NCBI's taxonomy places the organism in Eukaryota, Metazoa, Chordata, Actinopteri, Beloniformes, Belonidae. The coding region runs from base 700 to 4821 and encodes 1373 amino acids. The transcript has 14 exons. Gene Ontology annotation, molecular function: ATP binding; RNA polymerase II CTD heptapeptide repeat kinase activity; cyclin binding. Gene Ontology annotation, cellular component: nucleus; cyclin/CDK positive transcription elongation factor complex. Gene Ontology annotation, biological process: protein phosphorylation; positive regulation of transcription elongation by RNA polymerase II; transcription elongation by RNA polymerase II. The record is from RefSeq and is a predicted model, not a curated record.